This is a messenger RNA of Camellia sinensis, 2726 nucleotides long. Its product is annotated as Cyclin/Brf1-like TBP-binding protein. Gene Ontology annotation, biological process: DNA-templated transcription initiation; transcription preinitiation complex assembly; transcription by RNA polymerase III. The record is from RefSeq and is a predicted model, not a curated record. Gene Ontology annotation, molecular function: RNA polymerase III type 3 promoter sequence-specific DNA binding; TBP-class protein binding; RNA polymerase III general transcription initiation factor activity. NCBI's taxonomy places the organism in Eukaryota, Viridiplantae, Streptophyta, Magnoliopsida, Ericales, Theaceae. Gene Ontology annotation, cellular component: transcription factor TFIIIB complex; transcription preinitiation complex; nucleus.
GCCUCGACCAAACGGUUCGGCCUCGAUUGCCGUACAGAGACAGUCGUCCCUCUCUCCUCGGCCUCCCACAGUCCCUCCUUCGCUCCUCUCUCCCACGUUCUUCAUUCUCUCUCUCAAGCCCAGACCCUCUCGGCGGCUAAGUCUCUCCCUCAUUCUUCUUCUUCUUCUCUCUCUCUCUCUCUCUAGCGCUUGGGCCCUCCCUCAUCAAUCUUCUUCUUUCCCCUUUUUCUUUCUCUUAAUCUCAGUUUUCUGCUCUUUCCUUUCACCAUCUGUGUUCUUCAACCCCCUUCUGUUGUUUUUUCCCUUUCUUUAAUCUGUAUUUAGCCAUUUCAGUUCUAAACUCAAGUUGGGUCUGUUUGUUUUGUGAGUUGUUUCUUUUUCUUUUAUUUUCUUUUCCCAUCUCUAUUACCUGUAAUCUAUCACUCAAUCUCUUCCCUUGCCUAAUCAACCAAUCGUCACUACAAGGUUUCUCUUGCUAUCUCUCCCCAGUCUAUUUGGUGAUAGUUCACAUUUUAAAAAAGGGAGAUGGUUUGGUGCUCUAACUGCGGGCAAGAUUGUCCCGAAGGACGUGAUUAUGUUACUGGCGUGGUAUCUUGUGCUGUAUGUGGAAGAGUUAUCUAUCAAGACAUCUUCGCUGAAGAGCCUACUUUUGUCAAAGGCGCUGGAGGGGAGAGCCGUUUAGCGGGUAGUUUUGUCAAGAGUAUUCAAUCUGAUUAUUCAGAGUCAUAUAGAAGAACCCUAGACAAAGGGUCGUAUAAAAUCCGUGAUUUGGCAGUAAUGUUAGAUAUUGAUGACACUAGUACAAAAACCCAAGCUAUGGCAUUUUAUCAGAUAGCUGUUGAGCGUAGUUUUACUAAGGGGCGGAGAACUGACCAAGUUGCAGCAGCUUGCCUUUAUAUUGCAUGCCGGGACAAUCGGAAACCAUAUCUACUUAUUGAUUUUUCCAUUUGUUUGAGUAUAAAUGUGUAUGUUCUUGGUGCCGUCUUUCUACAGCUUUGCAAACUGUUAAGUCUUCAAGAGCAUCCUAUAGUUCAAAAACCAGUUGAUCCUAGCCUUUUUAUUGAUCGAUUUACAAGUAAAUUAGUGGGAGGAAAUAAUAUGAAGGUCAGUAGAACUGCAUUAAACAUAAUAGCCAGCAUGAAGCGAGACUGGAUGCAGACGGGCAGAAAACCUAGUGGGCUAUGUGGUGCAGCAGUCUAUAUCUCCGCUCUUUCACAUGGGCUCAAAUGUUCAAAGUUGGACAUUGUGAAAGUUGUUCAUGUAUGUGAAGCAACAUUGACAAAACGAUUGAUUGAAUUUGAGAAUACAAAUUCUGGGAGCUUAACAAUUGAAGAGCUCAAUAAGAAAGCUCAGGAGCUUGACAAGGAGGAUCAUUUGUGCAAACUGUCAGAAGCUAAUUCCCAAAAUUCUAAGACAAUGGAAGUGCUAUGCAAACACAAGGACAGAAAGCCUCAUUUUGCUGGACUGUGUGAAAGUUGUUGUAAAGAAUUCAUCGAACUUUCUGGGGGACUCCAUGGAGGAGCAGAACCUCCUGCGUUCCAGCUUGCUGAAAGGGUGAGAUUAGCUGAAGCAUCUUCUGAGAAGGUUAAGGAUCCAGGUUUCAUCUUAAAGCCCCACCAAAGCAAAAGCAGUCAUGACGAUAAUGAUGAAAUGGAAGUGGAACAUUUCACUGAAGCCAACCAAAAUGUAAUUGAAGCUGAGACAGCAGACUUCACAGAGCCUGCUAGUGCUUCUGCAUCUGUUGGAGAUCAGGCCACAACUAAUGAUGCCUCUGACAUGUUCCAAAAAUCUAAUGACAUGAAUAAUAAUGCUGAUGAGCCAGAAAGCCUUUCUGAUAUUGAUGAUGUUGAGGUAAAUGGCUACCUUAACAAUGAAGAGGAGAGUUACUAUAAGAAGAUCAUAUGGGAAGAAAUGAACAAAGAAUAUCUCCAGGAACAAGCAGCAAAGGAAGCAGCUAUUGCCGCUUUAAAGGAAGUUACUGGGGGUUCAGAUGAUAUGCGCACUGCACAAGAACUUGCUGCAGCAGCUAGAGCUGCUGUAGCCAAAUCAAGGGAGGAACGACGACAAAAACGAGCUUUGGAAGCUAAAAAUGCCAAUCCUGCUCAAACCGCUGCAGAAGCAACACGCCAAAUGCUAACAAAGAAGAGAUUGAGUACGAAGAUCAACUAUGAUGCACUAGAGAAACUCUUUGAUGAGCAGCCUGCUCCUGAUGCCAAAAAAGCCCGUGCUGAAUCUCAACAUGAAGCGGAUACUACAAACAACGAUGAGCAAGUGCAAGAGAACGUAGAUAUGGAAGGGACGGUUGGCAACAAAUCAUAUAUGGACGGAUGGUAUAGAAAUGAGGAGGAAGUGUCUGAUUAUGGUUAUUAUGAUAAUGAUGGGGACGAUGAGUAUUGACGUUAUUUUCAGCCGAUGGAUUCUGGAUUUCAAGUGGGAUAUCGAGGUGAAUUGACGUUCUUCAAUAUACAAGCUAUUCAUCAAAUUAGAUGAAUAUGUUUCAAAUUUGUAGUAGGUAGAAGUUGAUAUGCAUUAUUGAUAGGAUACUCUGUUUAUUAAAAUUGUAAAUGACUAGCAGUUGAAAUGCAGAAGUUACAAAAUUAUUUUCUUUUUGUACAAUGAGCUAGAAGUUAAUGGUGAGGGUAAUUGUGUCAAAAUGUAAUGUCGUACUUGUUUAAUAUAUAUAGUUACAGGAGCUAACCUUAAGGUUUAAGCUCUCAUUCUUCUAA